AUGGCCUCCUCGAGGGCUAUCAUCUCGGGUAUACUUACACCAGCUACUAUUGUCAUUUCAGCUGCAACAGGCAAAAUAACUUCUAUCUCCAAGGCUGUGCUUCCUGAAUCUGAAUUCCAAGGCCCUAAUACCUCAUAUAGGGAUUAUUCUCCGUGGGUUUUUAUGCCGGGACUUGUUGAUGCCCAUGUACAUCUAAAUGAGCCUGGGAGGACCGAAUGGGAGGGAUUCUAUACAGGCACUCAAGCAGCGGCCUUUGGUGGUGUAACUACUGUCAUUGAUAUGCCACUUAAUUCCAUACCCCCAACCACGACGGUUCCAUGGCUAGAGGAGAAGGUUAAAGCUGCAAAAGGCCAGUGUUGGGUUGAUUAUGGCUUCUACGGAGGACUAGUUCCGAACAACACGUCCGAGUUGAAGCCUUUAGUGAAGAAUAAUGUAAAGGGGUUUAAAGGAUUCCUGAUUGAUAGCGGAGUGGAGGAAUUUCCGGCGGUCUCCUCGGGAGAUAUCAAGCCUGCAAUGGAGGAAUUGGCAGAUGAGAAGACUGUUCUCAUGUUCCAUGCUGAGAUGGAAAAGCCAGGGGACCCAUCGGGCCAGGGGCAUGGGAGGUGCGGUUCAUCUAAGCCUCUGACUUCAUAUUCAACCUUCUUAUCAUCCCGACCUCCCAAGCUUGAAACCACCGCAGUACAGGAAAUUCUAUCACUCUCUCACGUUGCACCAGACCUGCCUUUGCAUAUUGUGCACCUAUCCGCUGUCGAAUCAAUUCCUAUGUUGCGUGAAGCUCGUGGGAAAGGGGCAAAGAUAACUGCGGAAACAUGCUUUCAUUACUUAUCUCUAGCUGCCGAAGACAUCCAAGAUGGUGACACGAGGUUUAAAUGUUGCCCUCCAGUACGUGGAAAGGAAAACCAAGACCAGCUCUGGGACGAACUACUUCGCCAUUCCACAGAUGGAGUGAUAAAAACGGUAGUCUCUGAUCACUCGCCAUGCACGCCAAAUCUGAAGAUGCUUCCCAAACAUAUCCCCGGGAACAUAGGAGAUGGAAAAUCUGGUGACUUUAUGGAGGCCUGGGGAGGUAUCUCGUCCGUGGGCCUUGGGUUGCCCAUCCUAUGGACUGAAAUACAAAGACGAUAUAAAGGCGACUUGACCCCUGCUGGCAAACCAUUCUUAGAGGAGAUUGCUCAGUGGUGCUGCAGUAACACUGCUGCACAGGUUUCAUGUGAUAAGUCGAAAGGUUCCUUGGCUGUUGGUUACGAUGGUGAUGUGUGCGUUUUUGAUGACAAGGCGGAGUGGGUGGUCGAACCGAGUACCAUGCUGUUCAGAAACAAGUGUUCUCCUUAUCAGGGCAAAACCUUGAAGGGAGUCGUAAGGGAAACUUGGUUGAGAGGCCAGAAGAUAUUUACCCGGGCUGAGGGUUUCCAUGGAGAGUGCAGUGGUAUCCGUGUUUAA
Nannizzia gypsea CBS 118893 is the source of this 1440-nucleotide messenger RNA. RefSeq names its product allantoinase. Gene Ontology annotation, cellular component: cytoplasm. Gene Ontology annotation, biological process: purine nucleobase catabolic process; allantoin catabolic process. The transcript is spliced from 2 exons. Gene Ontology annotation, molecular function: zinc ion binding; allantoinase activity; cobalt ion binding. NCBI's taxonomy places the organism in Eukaryota, Fungi, Ascomycota, Eurotiomycetes, Onygenales, Arthrodermataceae. Bases 1 to 1440 code for a protein of 479 amino acids. The record is from RefSeq and is a predicted model, not a curated record.